Torulaspora globosa is the source of this 2505-nucleotide messenger RNA. It is a transcript of the gene VPH1, whose product is annotated as H(+)-transporting V0 sector ATPase subunit a. Gene Ontology annotation, molecular function: proton-transporting ATPase activity, rotational mechanism; ATPase binding. The record is from RefSeq and is a predicted model, not a curated record. The coding region runs from base 1 to 2505 and encodes 834 amino acids. Gene Ontology annotation, cellular component: vacuolar proton-transporting V-type ATPase, V0 domain; vacuolar proton-transporting V-type ATPase complex; fungal-type vacuole membrane. Gene Ontology annotation, biological process: vacuolar acidification; proton transmembrane transport. The transcript has a single exon. NCBI's taxonomy places the organism in Eukaryota, Fungi, Ascomycota, Saccharomycetes, Saccharomycetales, Saccharomycetaceae.
AUGUCUGGAUCUUUGCAGGUGGCAGAGAAACAGGAGGCGAUCUUCCGCUCUGCGGAGAUGUCGCUUAUCCAGCUGUAUAUUCCACAGGAGAUUGCUAGAGAGACAGUUUAUACACUAGGGCAGCUUGGUUUGGUUCAAUUUCGUGACUUGAACUCCAAAGUGCGAGCAUUUCAAAGGGCAUUUGUGGAUGACAUCAGGAGACUGGACAACGUGGAAAGACAAUAUCGGUAUUUCUUCAAGCUCUUGAAGAAGCACGAUAUCCGUUUGUAUGAGGAGAUUCCUGAAGAAAAUUCUCAAAUGGAGCUUUCGCCCGGAAGCGCGAGGAUUGACGAUCAUAUUCAGAAUGCUUCAUACCUGGAGAACCGUUUGCUACAGAUGGAGGAAGCGUCCGAGCAACUAGAGUUGCAGAAAGCAGAUCUGGAACAGUAUAGAUUUGUGCUGAAGUCUGGCGAGCAGUUUUUCUCGAAGGAUAUGCAGCCGGGGCCCGCCGCCGUCUCUGACAACGAUGAAGAGAUGAACGUUGGCUCGACGUUGCCUUCCUCCGUGAAUUACGUUACCGGUGUCAUCCCAAGAGGAAAGGUAGCCGUAUUAGAACAGAUCUUGUGGAGAGUGUUGCGUGGUAACCUUUACUUCAGGCAUAUUGAGCUGGCCGAACCUGUUUAUGAUGCCAGGACAAAGGAAAAAGUUGAUAAGAACGCGUUCAUUGUUUUUUCUCAUGGUGAUUUGAUUAUCAGGAGAAUCCAGAAGAUUGCCGAAUCGCUAGAUGCCAAACUCUAUGAUCUCGAUCCAUCAGCCGAAGCUAGAUCCAAACAACUACAACAAACGAAUCAAAGUUUGAGCGAUCUGGCCACUGUGUUGGAGAGCACAACAACCACAUUGAACAGUGAACUGUAUGCUAUUGCCAAGGAACUGAACGCCUGGUUUCAAGACAUCUCAAGGGAAAAAUCGGUACACGAAACGUUGAACAAAUUUAUUUUCGAUGUGAACAGGAAAACCCUGAUCGCCGAGGGUUGGGUGCCAGAGGAUCAGGUGGCCAUCUUGCAGGAGAAACUCGGUCAAAUGACGAGUAAACUCGGUGUCGACGUUCCGUCGAUUAUUCAAGUUCUUGAAACAAACAAAACACCGCCAACCUUCCAUAGGGUUAACAAGUUCACUGCUGGUUUCCAAAACAUCUGCGACUGUUACGGUAUUGCCCAGUACCGCGAGGUGAAUGCUGGUUUGCCAACGAUUGUGACUUUUCCCUUCAUGUUCGCGAUCAUGUUUGGUGAUCUAGGUCAUGGAACACUGAUGGCUUUGGUGGCAUUGGUGCUGGUUAUGAACGAGAGAAAGCUCGACAAGAUGAAGAGAGGCGAAAUUUUUGACAUGCUGUACAGCGGACGGUACAUCGUGUUGCUGAUGGGGUUGUUUUCCAUGUACACCGGUUUCCUGUACAACGACAUCUUCUCGAAAUCGAUGACGAUUUUCAAGUCUGGCUGGAAGUGGCCAGACCACUGGGAGCUGGGCGAAACCAUCACUGCUCGCCAGGUUGGCACUUACCCGAUCGGUCUGGAUUGGGCAUGGCACGGUACCGAUAACGCAUUGCUGUUUACCAACUCCUACAAGAUGAAGCUAUCCGUGCUCAUGGGGUUCAUCCACAUGACCUACUCCUACUUCUUCUCGCUGGCCAACCACAUCUACUUCAAGUCGUGGAUCGACAUCGUCGGCAACUUCAUCCCCGGUCUACUGUUCAUGCAAGGCAUCUUCGGCUAUCUCUCCGUGUGCAUUGUCUACAAAUGGGCGGUCGACUGGAUCAAGGACGGCAGGCCCGCUCCGGGCCUGUUGAACAUGCUGAUCAACAUGUUCCUGGCCCCAGGCAAGGUCGACGACGAGCUCUACCCGCACCAGGCCAAGGUUCAAGUCUUUCUGCUGCUGAUCGCGCUCGGCUGCGUCCCCUGCCUGCUCCUGAUCAAGCCUCUGCAUUUCAAGCUCACCCACAAGCAGGACGGCCACCAGCCGCUCGCCACGGCGGACGAACUGGAGGUCGAGCACCUGCUCGGCAGCAGCGACGACGACGCCCAAGAUCUCGACGACGACGCGCACCCGCACGCCGAGCAGUUCAGCGACGUCAUGAUCCACCAGGUCAUCCACACCAUCGAGUUCUGUCUGAACUGCGUCUCCCACACCGCGUCCUACCUGCGUCUGUGGGCGCUGUCGCUCGCCCACGCCCAGCUCUCGAGCGUCCUGUGGACCAUGUCCAUCCAGAUCGCGUUCGGCAUCACCGGCUUCGCCGGCGUCCUCAUGACCGUGUUCCUCUUCGCCAUGUGGUUCGCGCUGACCUGCGCCGUGCUCGUCGGCAUGGAGGGCACCUCCGCCAUGCUCCACUCGCUGCGUCUCCACUGGGUCGAGUCCAUGUCCAAGUUCUUUGUCGGCGAAGGUACGCCCUACGAGCCGUUCGCGUUCCAACACGCAGACCUGGACGCCGACACGGCGGCGGCGGCGACCGUCGCCGCCAGCCCAGCGGUCUAG